Jatropha curcas is the source of this 1225-nucleotide messenger RNA. RefSeq names its product NOD26-like intrinsic protein 7;1 (gene NIP7;1). Gene Ontology annotation, cellular component: membrane. Gene Ontology annotation, biological process: transmembrane transport. Gene Ontology annotation, molecular function: channel activity. The record is from RefSeq and is a predicted model, not a curated record. NCBI's taxonomy places the organism in Eukaryota, Viridiplantae, Streptophyta, Magnoliopsida, Malpighiales, Euphorbiaceae.
CUAACAAACAUCAAUCUUCUAUCUAAACAAUCAAACAUAUUUACUUAUGUCUCUUUAAAAUGACCUCCAAUUUAUAUUUAAGCUGAUUGCAUGCAAGAAACAUCUCUCCACCUCCUUUCAAUUUUCCAUUUGCCCUCAUACUUCUUUUCAUAGAUUGUCAUGGAAUCAAAUGCAAUGUCAUUACAUGAAGAUGUUUUCACUAAAUUCUUUCCUCAAGGAAUUGAUCUAAAUCCGGCAAGAAUGGUGAUAGCAGAGAUGAUGGGGACAUUUGUAUUAAUGAUAUGUGUGUGUGGGAUCAUUGGAACCACGCAGCUAACGCGAGACCAAUUGGGUCUGUUGGAAUAUGCAACAACAGCAGGAUUAACAGUCAUCGUCUUGGUUUUCUCCAUAGGCCCUAUUUCUGGAGCUCAUGUGAACCCUGCUAUCACAAUUGCCUUUGCAACUUUUGGUCAUUUUCCAUGGUCCAGGGUUCCGUUUUAUGUAUCAGCACAAAUCGUUGGAUCUGCAUUGGCAUCAUAUGCCGGAGGAUCCAUUUACGGCAUCAAACCUGAUCUAAUGACCACCCGACCUUUCCAUGGAUGCAGUUCUGCUUUCUGGGUCGAAUUCAUUGCAACCUUCAUCAUCAUGUUUGUUGCUGCUUCACUCGCAUAUCAAACAUCAGUAAGACAGUUGUCAGGCUUUGUUCUUGGAGUUGCCAUUGCACUUGCAGUACUUAUUACAGGGCCCCUUUCAGGAGGAUCGUUGAAUCCUGCAAGGUCAUUAGGGCCUGCAAUUGUUUCCAGGAACUUCAAGGACAUAUGGGUGUAUAUUACUGCGCCAAUCUUAGGAUCUAUCACAGGUGCUCUCAUGUUUCAUGUCCUGCGUAUUCAACGCCGGCCAUGCAGUUCUACUUCCUCUCCUGAUACGGGUCUACUUGCUCACUCUAUGGACUUCGGUGGGACGGUGGAUUCUAGCUAAAUCCACACAAGGUUGUGUUGUGGAUUAAAUGCAAUUGCCUUCAGAAUUAAUGAAGCGUAACAAAAACCGCCUGCAUGGAUAAGAAGAAUUACUCGCAACUUUGUGGCGCUGAUCCAAAAAAAUAUGGUGGGCUUGUAAUGAAAGAUGAAGCCUAUAAGACCUCGGAUUGAGCCUGGUAAUGUGCAUUGCAAGUGAUAUUUGAGGGUUGAGGCCUAGAACAACUUUCGUCUUUUUAGUAUUAUUUUUAUUUUUGGUUUUCGAUUCUUAA